AGCAAUAUUUUUUACGCGUGUAGACUAUUUUCAAUUCUGCUUCCCCAGUACAGCAAUAUUUACAAAUUUUGAGCAGAUAGAUGUCAUGCUCCCUGUCAUCUGUUUAUUGUAGCUGAGUGGUGAAUGUGGAAAUAUGGCAACAUCCCACAAAGGCACCAGCCGUCUGGAUCGUUUAUUUAUUCUAUUGGAAAAUGGAACAACGUCUACUACAAGAAAAGCUGCAGCAAAACAACUUGGUGAAGUUCAGAAGAAACAUCCGCAUGAACUAAAUAGUUUAUUAGGAAGGUUGAUGACAUACAUACAACACAAAGAAUGGGAUACAAGAAUCGCUGGUGCAGAAGCUAUAAAAUCUGUUGUUGCAGAAGUCCCACUCUGGAAACCGGAACCUUCCUUGAAAAAAGAUCCUGCUUUGAAAGAGGUCCCGAGAGUACAAAAUCGACUUAAAUUUUCUCAGAUAAAUAUUGAGCAAAUUAUGAAUGGGGCUCAACUUUUACUCAGCUCAUCUGGAGAAGAAUUUGAGUCAGUUGAGGAAGAGGGAAUUGAUGCCAGAGAACGAGUUUUGAGGGCGCGAAGGAGAAUAGAAAAAAAAAUGGGACUUACCGUUGGUAAUGGAACAUCAUUAGGCGUUUCAUCAAGCGAUUUAUUCAUAGAUGAGGAUCUCGUUGCACCAGUGGAAUCUUCAACCAAAAUAAAACAGUCUGCAAAUAAACGAAAUAUACAAAAGAAGCCAUGUGGUGAUGUGAUGGCCCAAUUAACUGAAGGAAUGAGCAAUAGAGAGAAAAAUCGUGCAAAAAGAAAAGCAAAAAUAAUGAUGAAACAAAAUUCUAGAGACGGAACCCAGGAGAAUGACAGUCAGCCUCCAAAGAAACGAAAAAAGAAGGUUGAAGUUCAAGAAAACGAAGAAGAAAACAGUUAUGUCAAGCAAGCACCAAAUCAUGAACCAUCACCUGACCUUUGGGAAGAAUGGCCAUUUGAAUGGAUCUGUGAAGAACUUCUCAAUCUUCUAUUCAGUUCAACAUGGGAAUGGAGACACGGUGCGUGCCUGGCAUUACGAGACAUACUCAGUAUUCAUGGAUCAGGAGCAGGAAUUGUCAGAGGAGAUUCUCAAACAGAGAUGGAAGAUCAUAAUAACUUUUGGCUUGAGGAUGCUGCUAUACGAAUGUUAUGUGUAAUGGUACUUGAUCGAUUCGGUGAUUUUGUGUCUGAUCAGGUUGUUGCUCCAGUGAGAGAGUCUUGUGCACAAGCUUUAGGAGUUUUAACACGAUCAUUGAACAUUAAAACUGUGUCAGAAAUUUUGAAUGUAUUGUUGUAUUUGACAAAAACAAGAGAAUGGGAAGUUCGUCAUGCAGGUUUUCUUGGAAUCAAGUAUAUGUUUGCUGCUAGAGAGGAUUUGCAUGAAAAGAAUGUGAGUCAGUGCGUUCCUGCAUUAAUCAAGGGACUUCAAGAUGGAGACGGAGAUGUCAAGAGUGUUUCUGCUGAAGCUUUGACUCCAAUCACAUCUUAUCUGGUUGAAACAGAGUCAGCUGCUGAUAAGUUGUAUCAACUUGUACAAGUGUUAUGCGACUCUCUGCAAGAAUUAGAUGAACUUACUGCUUCUACACAAUCAAUACUAACGCUUCUUUCGAAAAUUGUUUCAUCAAUUUGUUCAUCCAAGUUAAGUCUGUAUAUGAAUUUGCAAGAUACCAUGUCAAAACUUUGGAUUUUUACUCAACACUCAACACCUAGUGUGAGGAAAGCUGCUUUGUUAACCCUCAAUACAUUAUUGAAAAGUCUUCAUUCACAUUCAAAAAUUCCCUGGUUCAAUGUCCUUGCAAUGAAUGGAAUAUGGAGUCUCGCAAAAUGUUGCAUCACAGAAUCUAAUAGGGAAAUACAACUUAUGGUUGUGGAGGUUUGGACGAAGUUUUGCAGCAAGAUACCACAAUUAGUUUUGUGUGAAGCAUGUCAACUAUAUUUCACAACGUUAGUUUCAAUGGCUGCUCAACCUGACACUGCUCCUUUUCCAAAAUCUAUGUUUGCAGCUUCAACUGAACAGGAGGUUUUGAAAGAAGGCGAAACAGAAGAAUUGUUAUAUUAUAUCGGUGGAAUGCCAAGUAAUAAAAGAAAUGAAAAUGAUGAAACAAGAGUUGAAAUUGUUACGAGAACAAGACUGCAAUUUGCAAGAAUGUUGGGAAUUUUAUGUGGAUUUGCUACAAGCACAAAGGAAGCUGACAUCCAGUCGCAAAAUAUAUUACAACAAACGUUUCAUAGUAUUACACAUCAUAUAUUGACGUAUGUAAAUUCAAGAUUCGCAAUACAACGCAUAGUGAUAUGCAUGAUAUUAUCAAGUUGGUGGGAAACUAAGGAAUCUCAACCUUCUCCUGAAAUUUAUAAUUCGCUGCUCAACUCUCUAACAGAAGAUUUAUAUUUUAAUGAGAUUUCUUCAUUGUUUAUUCAAGUGCAAUCAGAAAUUAAAAAUAUUUUCAUGAUGACAUCCAAAUAUUUUCAACAACCAUUGACGUUUCCAAUCAAACCAGUGUAUAGUUUGGAAGAUGCCUUAACGCUUUCCACAGAAUUCGAAUCAAAAUUACAAGAUUCGAACUUCGAUGAUUUGAAAGAAUCACAUCAACGCUUAUUUUUCACUGCUAAUGAAGCGCAACAAGAACAUUAUACUUUACAACGUACUGUGCGUUCUUACGUUUCUCACUGUCUCGUCGUCGCAUCAUUUUCAUCUACUUCUACAACUGUGAAUCAAUCUCUAUCUAUUGUACAUUUGCCUAAAAUGAAUCCAAUCAUAAGACCCUUGAUGGAAGGAUUAAAAAGAGAAGAAAACCAAAUACAUCGUAAUGUAAUAUCAGAAGCACUUACGUAUCUGCUGGAUAUUUGUUCAAAUCGUAAUCCAUGUCCUAACUCUAAACUUAUUCGUAAUUUAUGUCAAUUUUUAAAAGGAGAUUCCGGUAUUUGUCCCGAUUUAUUAAAUCCAACUACUGGUAUUUCAUCUGAGAUUCUGAAUCAAUCUCCGUUUUCCGAAGAUGAUUCAACGAAUAAAAUAAUUAUAACAUUACUGAGAAAUCGUGUUGCUUUAAUCCAAAGUUCAGAAAAUAAAAGAAGGAAACAUUUCUCUCCGAGGCAUGAUAAAAGUUCAAGUUUAGAGAAUGAACCGAAUAUUGCACGAGAUGGAGCAUUAGUUUGUAUGAAGUCUCUCUGCCACCAUUUCAAUGAAAAUAUAUUUGAGACGUUGCCUCAAUUAUGGACAAUGAUUUGCCAACCUCAUGUUGAGGAAAAUCAGAUGAAUGGAGAUGUAGAAAAUGGAGAGAGUGAGGAGAAAUUGAGAGACAAAAUGUUGAGUCUUCUGAUUGUUGAAGCUCUCGCUCCUGUUGUAAAUACUGAUGUAGCGAAGAUGAAAGUUUUAAGUUUGCUUCCUCAAAUGUUCAAUUUAGUUUGGACGUCGUAUUCUUCUGUUAGAUAUGUUUGUAGUAGAUGCCUUUCUGUUCUCGCUAAACGGUUUCCUUCGGAAGUAAUGACAAAACUUGUGGGAGAGUUUCUUCCAUCGAUUGAUUCUUCUGACUUAUAUAAAAGAAUGGGGAUCAUUGAGCUUGUGUCUAAUAUUAUCGACUGUUUGAAGACUGAAAUCCUACCAUACACUGUGCUGCUUAUCGUACCAUUGCUCGGUAGAAUGAGUGAUCAUAAUACACAAGUUCGAUUGAUUGCUACACAAUGUUUUGCGUCUUUAAUCCAGUAUUUACCUGUUGAGGCUAGUGUACCUGAUGCACCUGAUCUACCAUCGGUAUUAGUCGAAAAACGAAAACACGAAAGAAGAUUUUUGGAACAAUUGCUCGAUAGUAGUUCUUUAGAUCAAUAUCCUAUACCUGUUCCUAUCAAUGCAAAGUUGCGAUCUUACCAACAGGAUGGUGUGAAGUGGAUGGCUUUCUUGAACAGGUAUAAAUUACAUGGAGUCUUAUGUGAUGAUAUGGGACUUGGAAAAACUCUUCAAUCAAUUUGCAUUCUGGCAUCAGAUCAUUUCUAUCGUGCUAAAACUUUUCAUGAAACUAAUGAUAGUGCAAGUGCACCUAUUCCCUCUCUUGUGAUUUGCCCUCCAACACUGACCGGUCACUGGGUGGACGAGGUGGAGAGAUUUUGCGGAAAAAGUCAUCUUGAUCCGUUGCAUUAUGUUGGUAAUCCAAGAGAGAGACAGAGGUUACAAACAAAAUUGUCGAAACAUAACCUUGUGAUUGCAUCAUAUGAAGUUGUUCGAAAUGAUGUGGAAUUUUUCAGUAAAUUUGAUUGGAAUUAUUGUAUAUUGGAUGAAGGACAUAUGAUAAGAAAUGGAAAAAGUAAAUUAACUCUUUGUAUAAAAAGUUUGCGUUCUAAUCAUCGACUAAUAUUGACAGGAACUCCAAUCCAAAACAGUGUAUUGGAAUUAUGGUCAUUAUUUGAUUUUCUGAUGCCUGGCUUUCUCGGAUCAGAACAUGAAUUCAAUUGUCGAUAUGGAAAACCAAUCCUCGCAAGUCGUGAUGCAAAAUGUUCUUCAAAAGAGCAAGAAGAAGGUGUGAUGGCAAUGGAAGCUCUUCACAGACAAGUGUUACCAUUUAUGCUUCGUAGAUUGAAAGAAGAUGUUUUACAAGAUCUUCCACCAAAAAUAAUUCAAGAUUAUUACUGUAAUCUCAGCCCAUUACAGGUUCGUCUGUAUGAAGAUUUUGCAAAAACAAAAGCAAAGAAAGAGGUUGACACGUCUAUAACUCAUGUCAGUGCCGAACAAACUCAAGGUUCUCGUGCUAAGCAGACUUCCCACAUAUUUCAAGCGUUACAAUAUCUACAAAAAGUAUGCAAUCAUCCUGCAUUAGUCUUGACUCCAUGUCAUCCAGAAUAUCAACAAGUAAUCAAUGAAUUAGCAAAAGAUAAAUCUUCUCUGCACGAUAUUCAACAUUCAUCGAAGUUAAUGUCAUUGAAACAACUUUUACUCGACUGUGGAAUCGGAGUUCCUACAGACAACAGUAACAACAUAGAUUCAGUUGUUGGACAGCACAGAGCUCUGAUAUUUUGUCAACAUAAAAGUAUGCUGGACAUCGUUGAACAUGAUUUAUUGAGAAAACAUAUGAAAUCUGUUACUUUUAUGAGAUUGGAUGGUUCUGUUGUUGCUGCAAAUCGGCAUCAAAUUGUAUCAAAAUUCAACAAUGAUCCAUCUAUCGAUUUGCUUCUGCUGACAACAAAAGUAGGAGGUUUGGGUUUGAAUCUCACUGGAGCUGAUACUGUUAUAUUUAUUGAACAUGACUGGAAUCCUACAGUUGAUUUACAGGCGAUGGAUCGUGCACAUCGUAUUGGACAGAAACGGGUUGUUAACGUUUAUCGAUUAAUUACUCGAGCAACACUCGAAGAAAAAAUACUUGGAUUACAACAAUUCAAAUUGAAUAUUGCGAACACGGUGAUCAGCACAGAAAAUAGUAGUUUGCACAGUAUGGGAACAAAUCAAGUGUUAGAUUUAUUCACUAUUGAAAAGGGAGCUGAAAAGAAGAAAAUUCGUGAAAAAGAUUCUUCUGGUAAAGGAUUGCGAACUCUCAUGGAUGACAUUGGUGAUUUAUGGGAUCAAAAUCAAUACGAUACUGAAUAUAAUUUAGAUAAUUUCAUGGAAUCUCUUGUUUCAUAAUAAAAACCACUGCUCCAUACAUUUCCUAUUUUCCAGUUAGAAUGUAUUUUCUGUCUUACUCAUGAAACAUAUUGUGUGGCUCAUAUAUGGAGAAACAAAAAUAAUACUCAGUUCUAUAUGAUUUCAUGUUACUUACUUCUCAGUGAAUUUCCAUUGUCUUGAAACUUAAUGUUACCCGAAUAGGGCCGGCCCCGUACUUCCCUAUGCCCCACACUGAUUCUAGGUGUAAAUUAUUAAAUUUAACCAAUAUAAAUCAUAAUCAUGUAUAAGUCAGCAUGUUUAUUUGGGCGUGCAAGUCUGUUGAAGUAAAAUUUUUGUACUUAGUCAAAGGGUAACAAGAUGAAAAUGUCCAAUUUCUUAGUCGCAGAUAGGUCCCGCAAAAUAAGUUCGGGCUGGCCAUGUACGCAAAGGCUCGUGAUGCAACAUAUUUUUCAGUGUUCCAUAUUUCCGAUUCUAGCAAUGAUGUCAACAAUAUUGAAUAU
Molecule: messenger RNA, 6102 nt
Organism: Styela clava
Lineage: Eukaryota; Metazoa; Chordata; Ascidiacea; Stolidobranchia; Styelidae
Source: RefSeq, a predicted model, not a curated record